Molecule: messenger RNA, 1102 nt
Organism: Drosophila rhopaloa
Lineage: Eukaryota; Metazoa; Arthropoda; Insecta; Diptera; Drosophilidae
Gene: Ran
Product: GTP-binding nuclear protein Ran
Exons: 2
Coding region: 62-712 (216 amino acids)
Biological process (GO): protein import into nucleus; ribosomal subunit export from nucleus
Cellular component (GO): cytoplasm; nucleus
Molecular function (GO): GTPase activity; GTP binding
Source: RefSeq, a predicted model, not a curated record
CAUUUCACAGCUCACUGUUCCGCCGUCAAAGUCCAGAAGUAAAGAAGACAGAGCUAGCAGGAUGACUCAGGAAGGUCCGGAUAUGCCCACUUUCAAGUGCGUGCUCGUCGGCGAUGGCGGCACCGGAAAGACAACCUUCGUUAAGCGCCACAUGACCGGCGAGUUCGAGAAGAAGUAUGUGGCCACACUGGGCGUGGAGGUGCACCCGCUGAUUUUCCACACCAACCGCGGCGCCAUCCGCUUCAACGUGUGGGACACCGCCGGCCAGGAGAAGUUCGGCGGCCUGCGCGACGGCUACUACAUCCAGGGCCAGUGCGCCGUCAUCAUGUUCGACGUUACCUCGCGAGUCACCUACAAGAACGUCCCCAACUGGCAUCGCGAUCUGGUCCGCGUCUGCGAGAACAUCCCGAUCGUCCUCUGCGGCAACAAAGUCGACAUCAAGGACCGAAAGGUGAAAGCGAAGAGCAUCGUCUUCCACCGAAAGAAGAACUUGCAGUAUUACGACAUUUCUGCCAAAUCGAACUACAACUUCGAGAAACCAUUCCUUUGGCUGGCGCGCAAGCUGGUUGGUGACCCCAACCUGGAGUUCGUCGCCAUGCCAGCCCUGCUGCCGCCCGAGGUCAAGAUGGACAAGGACUGGCAGGCGCAGAUCGAGCGGGACUUGCAGGAGGCCCAGGAGACCGCCCUGCCCGACGAGGACGAGGAUCUAUAAGCAUAUUUAUAGUUAACUGAGAGGGAUGGCCGGAUUUGCACGCACCGGGGCAACAGGAAAGAGGCGAACAGGAGAACUCGAGCAGAGCAGUCACCAGCAACCACUACUGAAUAGGAGCAUCAGCAAUAGUCUACGAUCCACACUAUCGGAUUGCCAGCAAAGGAUCGACCUUCACCAGCAGCCCUGCCAGCCUUCUGCCGUCGAUCGUAAUAUAUAUUUUUAGAUCCACUCAUUUAUAAGUCGGUUAAACAUGAUUUUUUUUUUGUUUGUUUCCAUUGCGUUGGCUUCUGGCAGAUUCUGAAAUUGUCUUUAAUGGUAGCAAAAACGAAAAAAUACCCGAAAAUCAAGUAAAAUAAAAAGUCGAAACACGUAUUUUUUUAAAACUUGCAA